Messenger RNA from Betta splendens (Siamese fighting fish), 4158 nucleotides. RefSeq names its product cell adhesion molecule 4 (gene cadm4). Gene Ontology annotation, cellular component: cell-cell contact zone. The coding region runs from base 1069 to 2367 and encodes 432 amino acids. The transcript is spliced from 9 exons. Gene Ontology annotation, molecular function: vascular endothelial growth factor receptor 2 binding. The record is from RefSeq and is a predicted model, not a curated record. Gene Ontology annotation, biological process: regulation of Rac protein signal transduction; regulation of wound healing; negative regulation of peptidyl-tyrosine phosphorylation. Lineage: Eukaryota; Metazoa; Chordata; Actinopteri; Anabantiformes; Osphronemidae.
UAUUUUACACGGGGCGAGCGCUCCUACUCUUUGUCUUUAUGGAGCAGCAGCACUCAGGCUCAAUGGAUUUUAUUUAACCUUCGCUAUCUCCAGAUGAGUUGCAGCGAGAUAGUGUCUUCAUUUCUCCAGAGGCCCGGCCGGUUCAGCUGUAGCUCAAAGGAACACUGACUUCUGGCUGCCGAUUUGCGCUCGCGAAGCGCUGCAAACCUUGUUCGACUUAUUAAAAUACGCUCCGUUCAAGAAUCCUUGCCCCGGAUUUCUCUGCCCUCGAGGGCAUUGAAAUGUAGGUAGCGCUAUUAAAAAAGUUAGCAUUCAGUCAACAUCAAUAGACAUAAACUUGUCUUUGGUUGUGAGACAGCUCCCAGAGUGUAUCUGACUGAAAUAUAAUAUUAUUGAUGUUUUCUCCUCUUCGUAGAAGUGUAGUCUGACCCGUGGGCGACACGCGUUCUGCUGUUGCUGUGCUUAAUUGAGUGGCUAAUUGUUAGGGCACUCCGGGUUGUUGUACAGUUGCUGAUCACCUAAUGUUGCUCCUCUUUUGGAUAAUUGCAUAUCUGCCAUUAGCGGAUACUCUGGGUUGGUGUUGAGCGCAGCUACCACGGGUCCGCGUCGGUACCUGUUAGUCUGCUUCACUGAUCUGGAUCCUGAGCACCGGUCUCAGGCCCAUCUGCACAGGACCAGCACCAGUACCAGCCUCGCAGGGACCCGCUCUGUUGUCGCCUUCGUCUCCGCCUGCACUGUGGUGCAGCAUUUAAAUCGCCAGCUCGGGCCAAACAUCUGCACGUUGCGUGAAAGCCCCGACGGGACCCGGCGGCUACAGCCGUUUCAGUGCCUGCGUUGUUGUUCACAAGAGCCCUUUCUCCGAGUGUCGUCCUCAAACGGCAACUUGUGUCCGAUUGCACUGAAGCGAAGCCGGGAGGUUCGCUCGUGCACGUGUCCGCAGUGUUGCAGGGAACAAACCGGUGUGUGUGCGUGUGCGUGUGUGUGUGUGGACCGGUUCGUCUGUAGCGGUGCAGGCGGGGUCACAGAGGAUCCAUUGAUCAAGCGCGCACAUCCACACACAAACACACAAUGAGGCCUGUCCAGAGCGCCGCCCCCCCCCCCCCUCCCUCUCUGGUUCUGCGCUGCCUGGUCCUGGUGCUGCUCUGCAUCUCUCCCCACUGCCAGGCGGUGCAGGCGGAGAACGUGACCGUCUUGGAAGGCGGCACGGCCCAGAUCUCCUGCCGCCUGCAGAACUACGACGGAUCGAUCGUGGUCAUCCAGAAUCCCCGCCGGCAGACGCUCUUCUUCAACGGCACGCGAGCCCUGAAGGACGACCGCUACCAGAUGAUGCUCUUCACGCCGCGGCUGGUGCGCAUCACGCUGACCAACGUCAGCGUCUUCGACGAGGGCGGCUACUUCUGCCAGCUCUACACGGACGCCACGCACCACCAGGUGGCCACGCUGUCGGUGCUGGUGCCCCCCGAGACGCCCGCGGUGGAGGUGAAGCAGGAGGCCGUGGAGGGCGGCGAGGUGGAGCUCACCUGCGUGUCGCCGCGCAGCAAGCCGGCCGCCGCCCUCCGCUGGAUGCGCAACGGAAAGGAGAUUCCAGGUGUGGUGUCCCAGCAGGACAACGGGAAGACGUUCAGCGUGUCCAGCACCAUCAGGAUCCCAGUGGAGAGGAAGGACAACGGGGCGGCGCUGAGCUGCGAGGCCGUCCACCCGGCGCUGAGCGGCGAGAAGAGGGUCCGACACUACCGCCUGGACGUGUACUUUGCACCCACGGUGAGAAUCCUUCCUCCUUCUGGUAUUUUGCGAGAGGGUGAUUCGCUCAGCCUCACCUGCUCCGUCACCGGGAACCCUCUGCCCAGGAACAUUCAGUGGUCCAAGAUUAAUGACACCUUACCCGAAAGGGCAGAGAUCUCUGGCCCCAACCUCCAGAUCUCCCGUCUCAGCCAAUCACACAACGGGACGUACCUGUGCCAGGCGCAGAACAACUUUGGCCGCGCUGCCGAUCACUACACUCUGCUCGUGUAUGAUAAUGUGUCACUCGCUACCACGGCCCCUCCCACUCCUUCCACCACCCAACUAAUCACCUCCCAUCCUGCCGCCCCAUCCUUCCUCACCCCCAGCUCGGCCUCGGACCCGGAAGAUCCCAGUGCAGUGGUGGAGACGCACAGUGCAGUACCGUAUGCAGUAAUAGGUGGCGUCCUGGCACUUCUGGUUUUCACCGUCAUCUGCGUCCUCAUCGUCACCAUCUGGUGCUCCGUCCGACAGAAAGGUUCCUAUCUUACCCAUGAGGCCAGUGGGUUGGAUGAACAUGGAGAAGUGCAAGAGGCCUUUCUCAAUGGGAACGACGCAAGCCAGGGCAAGAAGGAGUACCUACUGUAGCCCGUCCCCUGUCUCUGACCUCAUCCCUCUCUCCCAUCCUCCCCCCGUCUCCCUUCUUAUAUACAGUAUAUGAAUACACACACUCACACACAAUCACACAUUUCUAUACAAUGUGCCAUAACAGGCCGGCCUUCUGAGAACGACUGUAAACAGAUACUGCACACAGCCCAUCCAUGCCGCUCCAUUUCACUUCCACAUGCUCCACUCGCUCACCUGUAAACCCACAGACAGAUGGAGAAAAAGAGCCGCCGACCCGUCCGCCGCUAACAAUCACGCCAUAUAUUAUAAGUCGGAGAAAACUGUGGAGAGAGCGAGGAGGGGGUGAGGUGAAUGUAGACAAUGGCGAAAUGAUGCCAUAAUUAUUUUGAUCAAGAGGGAAGCAGGGAGCACAAAGGAAAGCGGCACUCUGCCCGUGUAGCCGCCAAAGUGGAAGCGGGAAUUAGAGGCAGAUGACUGCUAUAAUUCCACGCCUGCAGAAAACCGUCCAUUUCACAGAACUCAAUCUUUAACUGGCAGACACAGCGGGAGCGGUGCGUUAGGGGGCGGGGGGCCGGGGGCUAUUGAGUGAUCAACACGAGAAAAUUAAAAUUUUAAACUUGCCAAAGCAUCGCGCCUAAAGAUGGCAGCUCCUCUUUAAUUCCCGAACGGCGCUGGAGUGGAUGCGGCCCGAGUCACAGGAAGUUCAGCAGCCUGAGUCUGAACACGACCACUGCCCCGUGUCGCUGUCGCUGUCGCUGUCGCUGUCGGGCCAGGAGAAAACUCAACCUGUAGGGAUUUUCCUUACUCUCUCACUGUAACAAUAAUACAAAGACGGUCCUUCUUUUUAAUUGACUGCUCCCACCCUCUCCCCACACUCACCCUUAUACAGUAUCGCUCUUUCUCUCCGUCUGUCCCCUUCUAUCACUCCUCCUUUGUUGCCUCCUAAGAAUGAAAGGAUUAGUGUUGGACUGACUUCCUGACAAGGAAAAAAGGGAAUAUGAGUUGCCGGGGCAUUAAAGAAAAGCUUAAUUAUUUAGAAUGUCAUUAAGAGGAUGAAAAGGUUCAAAAGUCCUAAUAAGAAGGGCACGAGGAGUGAUAGCAAAACGAAUGAAUGAGAAAAUCAAAGGGGUGGAUGUUUUUCUCUCUGAAUGCUACCACACAUAACACGCGGCCAUGCGUCCAGUAGACAUGUUGACAGAACACUAUACAUAUCUCCGAGUUCCUUAUUUGUAUAAAAAAGAACAGCAACAUAAAUUAAAUGAAACUUUUAAGAAACAAGAAUACAGUUUACUAUUGAAAACAUUAUGAAGCAACUAUAUACUAACACAGAAUAUUAGCCUAUAGAGGUGCAGCCGAACAAACUACUGUCCAGUGAUCUUUAAAAGAAAAAUGUAAAAAGAAUAAAAAAAAUUUAAUUUGUCUUUAUGCGAAACAAGAGGUCUUAUUGAUUUUUAUGAAUUAUUAUUAUUAUUUGAACAAUUAUGAUUGUUGUUACUGUUACUAUUAUUAUUGCUGUUGUUAUUAUUAUAAUUGUAAAUGUUAAAGAAAAUGUACACUUCCCAUAGUUUGUUUUUGUUUCUACUGUAGAGAAAUUGCUGUCUUUUUCCCUCCUUCUUCUCCUUCUCAGCCUCUCUCUCUCUCUCUCUCUCUCUCUCUCUCUCUCUCUCUGUCUCCUGUGCCUAGUUGUCUCUUCUCCUGUCUUUCACGCUUGUUUAUUUUAGAGUCCAUGUGUCAUUGUUGAUAUAUAGCUAACUAUUUCUUUAUAGGGGAAAGAUACAAAGCACGACAAAAUAAAAAAGAAUCCCAAAAUAA